UCUCAAUUCUCGGUAAAUGACUACCACCAUUGGGUUAGAGGCCUGGGAGGCCAGACGAGCAGCUUGGAUAACGCCUAAUGAAGAUUAUAAGGCAAAUGCCGAGCAAUUAAAAGUCAAUGCAGAGAAAUGUAAAAGUCUUGUUGAACAAGAGGGUCAGCGUAUUGCCAUUUAUAAACACCUGGUGCUGCAACGAGAGACUUUUCGCACACCCAUUCCUUUACAGCACGUCAUUCCCAUACUUGUUACUGGUUGGCAAGAAGAUGGGUUAUGGCCCAAAGGGAUGAAUGUUCAAGAAAAAAGCGAUUAAAAAGAAAAAGAAAAAAUAAAAGAAAAUAUACCCUUCCGCUCUCCUCCCCCUCGCACUCUUCACCUCACACACCCAUGAAAUAUUCUUGAACAUGAAGCAAC
Molecule: messenger RNA, 408 nt
Organism: Mucor mucedo
Lineage: Eukaryota; Fungi; Mucoromycota; Mucoromycetes; Mucorales; Mucoraceae
Exons: 2
Coding region: 17-307 (96 amino acids)
Source: RefSeq, a predicted model, not a curated record